Molecule: messenger RNA, 3162 nt
Organism: Hemicordylus capensis (graceful crag lizard)
Lineage: Eukaryota; Metazoa; Chordata; Lepidosauria; Squamata; Cordylidae
Gene: WDR91
Product: WD repeat domain 91
Exons: 15
Coding region: 456-2720 (754 amino acids)
Biological process (GO): early endosome to late endosome transport
Cellular component (GO): extrinsic component of endosome membrane; early endosome membrane; late endosome membrane
Molecular function (GO): phosphatidylinositol 3-kinase regulator activity; protein binding
Source: RefSeq, a predicted model, not a curated record
AGUGUGUAUCGCUAGUGUGCUAAGGACUAGGUCGCCAGCGGCACCUGGCUUUAAAGCCGGCCAUCUCUCGACGAGAUCGAUGUACGCUGGAAUGUUGAGUUUCUUUUCAUUAAUACAGCGAAGCUUCAACUCGGAGUGACAGAGAGGAACUCUUCUGAUUGCCACGUGAUCGGCCCCUAACGCGCAGAUCCAGCCACGCACAACAACCAAACGCUCCCCUAAUAAAGGACAAUAAAACGGCACUAUUUCGGUGGACGGUGGUAGUUGUCACACACACACACACAAACCAACCAACCAACCCCGGUUCAGUUAGUUGGAUAAUCGCGGGGGAGGAAGGGCCAAGCAGAGAGGGCGGAGCGAAAGCCAGGAGAAGGAGGAUUGGGGCAGCGAAGGUGGGGCGGUGCAUGGAGAUCCGAGGAGCGUCACUCCCCAUAUCCCCGUGACCCGGCGGCACGAUGGCGGCUGCCGCGGAGCACACCGAUGAGCUGGUGCGGGAGUAUCUGCUCUUCCGCGGCUUCACCGGCGCUUUGAAGCAGCUCGAUGCGGAGAUCAAGGCGGACAAAGAGAAGGGCUUCCGGGUGGAUAAGAUAGUGGACCAGCUUCUGCAGUUUGUUCACAGCUAUGACCUGACUGCCCUUCGAGAUUACUGGAGUUACCUUGACAGGCGCCUUUUCAGCCGAUUGGAGGAUGUGUACCGACCAACCGUGAACAAACUGAAAAUCAGUUUGUAUCGUUACUACCUUGUUCAUACUGUGCAGACAAACAGGAAUGACAAAACACAAGAAUUCUUUCUCAAGCAGGCCUCAGAACUUCAGAACCAGGCUGAGUGGAAGGACUGGUUUGUUCUGCCUUUCAUCCCGAAUGCAGACUCGAACCCUACCUUCGCCUUGUAUUUUUCCCGCCAAUGGGCAGACACUUUCAUUGUGUCUCUGCACAAUUUCCUCAGCGUCUUAUUUCAGUGCAUGCCUGUCCCCGUCAUCUUGAACUUUGAGACAGAAUGCCAGAGAAGUAGUUUCCUACAAGAACAAAAUGAAAGUCUGCGGCAAAAGCUCUUUGCCUUGCAGGCAGAGCACCACCGAAUGAAGAAAGAGGAACAGCAGCAGGAACAGGAGGAGGAAUUGAUACUUCACCACAGGCUGCCUUCCUAUGUAGCCAACAUGGACCACUUGGGAGACUCAGAGCUCGAUAUGACAUGCAGCCAGAGAAACACUGGUAACUCUCUUCAGGCACGUGGGGGGUUCCUGUCUUCCUUGCUAUCUCAGAGCAAAAAGGGCCCCUCUAGAGUGACGUCGACAACAGGAGCCUCUUCGGCACAGAUUGGCACAACACCGCUGGGCAAGAAAGAACCCUCCAACCACCAGAGCAUCAAAGGGAAGGAGGCAGCAAGUGCCUGCAAAGAACCGAAAAGUCACUUCAGUGGCCUGGUGCUAGCGGAGUCCAACUCACUACAGCAGCGUCAGAGGCGCCUGCAGGAUCAUGGAAAAGAAAGGAAGGAACUUUUAUCUAAAACGGUUUUCCAGGGGCAGAAUGCUGAGAGGAAGGUGGAGGUUAAUGCCACUGAAACAGACACAGCCUCCGAGGUGUAUGUUGAGCAAACAGAAACUUUGACCAAAGCUUUUGGGUCUAGCACAGAUGCUGGAUGCAUUAGGCAAGAGCAGCCGUUCAUUGUCUUAAGCCAGGAAGAAUAUGGGGAGCACCACUCAUCCAUCAUGCACUGCCGGGUUGACUGCUCUGGACGAAGGGUGGCUAGUUUGGAUGUGGAUGGAGUCAUCAAGGUGUGGUCUUUCAACCCUAUGAUGCAGACAAAAGCUUCUUCCAUUUCCAAGUCGCCACUGCUUUCCCUAGAGUGGGCAACCAAACGAGACAGACUGUUACUGUUGGGUAGCGGAGUUGGGACUGUUCGCCUCUAUGACACAGAAGCCAAAAAGAACCUUUGUGAAAUCAGUAUUGAUGAAGACAUGCCCAGAAUCCUCUCACUGGCAUGCAGCCCAAGUGGUGCAUCCUUUGUCUGUUCAGCUGCGGCCUCUGGCUUAGUCAAUCAGCUAGAUUUUGCUGCUUUGGAUUCUGGAGGGAAAGGCACAAAUCAAGUUCCUGGGAAACUACUUCUGUGGGACACUAAAACUAUGAAGCAGCAGCUCCAGUUUUCCCUGGAACCUGAGCCCAUUGCUAUAAACUGCACAGCCUUCAACCACAAUGGGAAUUUGCUGGUUACGGGAGCAGCGGAUGGCAUGAUUCGUCUCUUUGAUAUGCAGCAGCAUGAAUGUGCUAUGAGUUGGAAGGCCCAUGAUGGGGAGGUUUAUUCUGUUGAAUUCAGCUAUGAUGAGAAUGCUGUUUACAGCAUUGGAGAAGAUGGAAAGUUUAUUCAGUGGAAUAUUCACAAAAGCGGCUCCAAGGUAUCUGAAUAUGCCCUCCCCAGAGAUGCCACUGGUCCCUUUGUGUUGUCUGGCUACAGUGGAUACAAGCAAGUCCAGUUCCCACGUGGAAGGCUCUUUGCAUUUGAUUCUGAAGGAAACUACAUGCUGACCUGUUCUUCCACUGGGGGUGUCAUCUACAAGUUGAGUGGCAAUGAGAAGGUUCUGGAGAGCUGCCUAUCCCUGGGAGGACACAGGGCCCCUGUGGUCACAGUCGACUGGUGCACAGCGAUGGAUUGCGGGACCUGCCUCACGGCCUCCAUGGAUGGGAAGAUCAAACUGACCACUUUACUUGCGCAGAAGUCUUAAAUGGGACUGUGCUGCUGGAAAAGAACAAGAUGUGGAUGGGCUCUUUGUUUUUUAGAUCAGUAUUAACCAUUUAGAUCAAAGGUACGUCAGGAGAAAAGUUCCAACUGCUCGUCUUGAUGCUUUCUUCUCUAGGUUAGAAACUUUUGGAAAGUUGAUGCCAAACCACUGCCAAUUAGGAGUUUCAGUUACAGCAGCUCCCGUAAAUGAAUCAUACUCUCAGCAGACAUGCACUGAUCAGCAAGCUCCUUCCUAUGAAGAUUGGCCCUCUCUUUUUUUGGGCCCCAGACACACAUGGCCAUAAACCUCCAGGAUUGUGCCAAGGUGGGAUGUAGACUUGCAAUGGCUCCAGCUGGGGGGCAAGGGGGAUAACCCUGUGCAAAACUAACAGUAUUUUGUGUCUGCUGCUGCAUUUUUCUUAUUAAAAAGAAAAUAUUUGUCUGCA